UCAUACCACACGACCCAUUCAAUCCUCCCCGCCUCUCCCCAAAACCCUACCGCCUCGACACCGCCGCCGCCAUGUCCUCGUCGUCAUCUCCGGUGAGUCGCCGGCCAUCUGGUCCGCUAGCGCUGGGGUUGGAAUCCUCGGCCAACAAGAUCGGCAUCGGCGUCGUAUCCAUCUCCGGCGAAAUCCUCUCCAACCCGCGCCACACCUACAUCACCCCGCCGGGCCACGGCUUCCUGCCCCGGGAGACUGCGCAACACCACCUCGUCCACUUCCUCCCGCUCCUCCGCGCCGCGCUCUCCGAGGCCGGGGUCUCCCCUGCCGACCUUGCCUGUAUCUGCUACACCAUGGGUCCCGGCAUGGGCGGGCCGCUUCAGGUGGCCGCCGCAUCUGCCCGAGUUCUGUCGCUCCUCUGGGGGAAACCGCUCGUCGCCGUUAACCACUGCGUGGCGCACAUCGAGAUGGGCCGAGUGGUCACCGGCGCCGUGGACCCCGUCGUGCUCUACGUCUCAGGCGGCAACACGCAGGUUAUUGCGUACAGCGAAGGGCGGUACAGGAUCUUCGGAGAAACCAUCGAUAUUGCCGUGGGGAACUGCCUCGACCGUUUCGCAAGGAUCCUUGAGCUCUCAAAUGACCCGAGCCCCGGGUAUAACAUUGAACAGCUUGCAAAGAAGGGAGAGAAGUUCAUUGACCUCCCUUAUGUUGUAAAGGGAAUGGACGUGUCAUUUAGUGGUAUAUUGAGCUACAUUGAAGCUGCAGCGAUUGAGAAGCUUAAAAGUAACGAGUGCACACCUGCAGACCUAUGCUACUCAUUGCAGGAAACUCUCUUUGCUAUGCUUGUUGAAAUCACUGAACGUGCCAUGGCACAUUGUGAUUCGAAUGAUGUUCUUAUUGUUGGUGGGGUCGGAUGCAAUGAACGUUUGCAAGAGAUGAUGAGGAUUAUGUGCUCAGAGAGAGGGGGUAGGCUGUUUGCAACUGACGAUCGAUAUUGUAUUGACAAUGGGGCGAUGAUUGCAUACACUGGUUUACUGGCAUAUACACAUGGCGUGAGCACUCCACUGGAGGAGUCAACAUUUACUCAAAGGUUCCGAACUGAUGAAGUUCAUGCAAUUUGGAGGGAGAAGGAGAUGCCAGUGUUAAAUCACAUUCGUUCUGAUGCAAUGUCUGAAGUAUCCAUUGAUGAACCCUCUGUGCCAACUCCAAUUGCUGUAGAUUCAUGAGGUAUUGUAGACUGGCUAGCAUGGAUUGCCGGUGCCUUUGCUUGCUGAUUUUGAACGAAAGAUGGCAUUGGGAAAAAAGUCUACUUUGUUCGAUGAUAGAAGCCUUCAUAGCUCACUGCAGAGUGCCUUGUACUGUUGUGCGUGACACAAUGACUGACUGGAAGGCCUCAACAGUUGCAAAGCCAUAGGCUGAAAUUGACUAACAAUCUCGUAAGAUGGACCCGUUGUUAUUAGAUGGCAGUGAUCACCAUCUGGUUAGUUAGCCUUCCAAUCCCUUCUGUGUGAUUGUUGUAUUUGUUAUAAAAUAAACUUAUAGCUGGGAUAGAAGUCAUCGUGGUACAACAAUUCCCACUUUAAAAGCUGCUUUAUUCAUGGAUUGUUUCCAGAAACACAUGUAUAGAGAUCGUUAUUCGUGUACAAGGAAAUCUGCACAAGAGUUAAUAGGUAUCCCCAUGUACUUUAUGUCAGCUAUUGAUCAUUUCAUCGAUCCGUGUACAUUUUAGAA
Brachypodium distachyon (stiff brome) is the source of this 1722-nucleotide messenger RNA. Its product is annotated as probable tRNA N6-adenosine threonylcarbamoyltransferase. The record is from RefSeq and is a predicted model, not a curated record. Lineage: Eukaryota; Viridiplantae; Streptophyta; Magnoliopsida; Poales; Poaceae. Gene Ontology annotation, cellular component: EKC/KEOPS complex; cytoplasm. The transcript is spliced from 4 exons. Gene Ontology annotation, biological process: tRNA threonylcarbamoyladenosine modification. Bases 72 to 1217 code for a protein of 381 amino acids.